Messenger RNA from Fusarium pseudograminearum CS3096, 756 nucleotides. RefSeq lists its product as uncharacterized. The transcript has a single exon. NCBI's taxonomy places the organism in Eukaryota, Fungi, Ascomycota, Sordariomycetes, Hypocreales, Nectriaceae. The record is from RefSeq and is a predicted model, not a curated record. The coding region runs from base 1 to 756 and encodes 251 amino acids.
AUGUCUAACUCAAUGCACCCCUUCAGCGUCGCCGCCGACAGCACUGGUGAGUAUCGUUACACGCUGCCAGGGGCAAUUCAACAGUGGGCUGAUACCCUUCCGCAACCUGGAGAGGAGCAAGACGACAACAAUCCCGUGGAGCCCGAUUUUGGCCGUCAGGCUAGUCGUCGCUCUCAACCUGGCGCUCCCAUGGAGUCCAACUUUGCCCGUGAGGCCAUGCGCCGCUCUCAACUUGGUGCACCCAGGGAGAGCUUUGCCCGUGAGGCCAUGCGUCGCUCUCAACUCGGUGCUCCCAGGGAGUCCAGCUUUGCCCAUGAGGCCAUGCGUCGCUCUCAACAUGGUGUGCUACCACAGCAGCACCUGACACCUCAGCAGUAUGAGCAAUAUUUUGAGCCGCCUCGCCACAGACGCAGCCCUUCUCCCAGCCCCUCUCCCACCCGUGGACGCAUGAGACAUCGUGAGGGUGAGCAUCACGGUCAAGACCAUCACCAAUUCGAUGCGCCUCCUCAGUACGCCAUGGGUGCACCGGAAGGUCACAUGCCCCAGGGACUUCAGAUGGCUCCUCCGGGAUACCAGAUGGCUCCUCUGGGACUUCAGAUGCCCCCUCCAGGAUAUGGAAUGGAUUCUCCAGGAUAUGGAAUGGAUUCUCCAGGUCAAUUUCCAGCUCCUCAGGGGUUCGGGCAAGCUCCUCAGGGGUUCGGGCAAGCUCCUCAGGGGUCUUUUAUGCCUGAGCGUCGCUCUCGCCGCCAUCGCUAG